AGGGCCAACAUGAUCGUUUUUUUUGUUUGUUAUUGGUCUUUUGAUUGUAAAUGAUAUUUCAAGUACUGUGACCAAAUUUUAUUUAUGAAUGUUUUAACAUUGUUGCUGCAGAUCCUCGUCAGCCUAAGAUUUCUUGCGAAAGGGGCAUUCUAUUCGGAACUAGCCGACACCCAUGGCAUCAGUCGCUCGAGCGUGUCCAGAACUGUGCAUAACUUUGUGGAGUCUGUCAACAACAACCUGGACAAUAUUAGGUUUCCAAUCGACAGAGAAGAUGUUGUAAAAGAGAAGAGGGCAUUUUACAACAAAUGUAGACUUCCGAAUCUUGUUGGAGCAGUGGAUGGGACCUUAAUCCCAAUCACUACUCCAACUGUAGAUGAGGAAGUCUACGUUUGUCGAAAAGGUUACCACGCCAUCAACUGCCAGGCGAUUGUAAACACAAGCUUGAAGUUCAUUAGUGUUGUGGCGAAAUGGCCGGGCUCUACCCAUGAUGGAGCGGUAUUUGAAAAUUCAAGAAUUAAAGGGGCCUUUUCACAGAUUUUGGCAUUUUUUUAACUUAUUCAUUAAAUGCUUUAUAUUGAUAAAUGUAAACAUUGGAUCAUAAAAGCUCCAGUAAAAAAUCAAGAAAAAAAAUAAAAAAAGGAAAAGAACAUUGCCCAGAGCAGGUUUCGAACCAGUGACCCCUGGAGUCCUGCCAGAGUCCUGAAGUAAAAACGCUUUAGCCUACUGAGCUAUUCCGCCGAGUACACAUUCUUGACGUAUUUUAUACCUUAUAUAAGCAAUCUUCGUAGUUUCACAAAAUUUAACGACAAAAACAGAACUGUCCAAAUUAUUCAAUCGUUUCGCGUUGCAACGCUUUAUAAUUUUUAGGUUUUAAAAUCGUCAAAAGAUGCAUAUAAUGGCUAUAUUAGAGCAUGGUUAAUGUUCAGUAUUACUGUUUCCUCACAAAUAUCAUAACUAAAACGAAAACUUACGAAUCUGAAACAACUUUUUUCAAUUUUGUCAAUUUACCAAAGCGUGAAAAGAUCCC
This is a messenger RNA of Dreissena polymorpha, 1027 nucleotides long. RefSeq names its product putative nuclease HARBI1. The transcript has 3 exons. NCBI's taxonomy places the organism in Eukaryota, Metazoa, Mollusca, Bivalvia, Myida, Dreissenidae. The record is from RefSeq and is a predicted model, not a curated record. Bases 85 to 552 code for a protein of 155 amino acids.